Messenger RNA from Pleurotus ostreatus (oyster mushroom), 1290 nucleotides. RefSeq lists its product as uncharacterized. The transcript is spliced from 2 exons. Lineage: Eukaryota; Fungi; Basidiomycota; Agaricomycetes; Agaricales; Pleurotaceae. The coding region runs from base 1 to 1290 and encodes 429 amino acids. The record is from RefSeq and is a predicted model, not a curated record.
AUGGUGGCUACGAGUUCCCGCAGGAGAAGACACGUCCCCAACCUCGAGCCGGAGUUAUGGCUGGAGAUAUUUCGCUACGCAACCGCCUCCCCAAUUCUCGCUGAGAUCUCGGAUUAUGGAUACAGACCAUUCGACGCCGUUUUGUGGGAGGAAAGAAAUUGGUUCGAACACGAGGUUUCCCUGUUCACCAAACGUUCAAUAUCAACGGUAUGCAAAUAUUGGAAUUUGCUUGUCGCGGAAUUCCUCUUUGAGGAUCUGCACGUUCGGCGGGGUACCAACGCGCUGAAGCGCGCACUUAAUUCACCUACCUAUUACUCUUCAUCCGGAUGCGGCAAAGGCCGCUGGGUAAAACGGGUCGAGCUGUGCUCCUCGUUGGGUGACUUCGACCCAUUCCGGCCUAGCGUUCUCGUAGAAAUCCUGCGAUCAUGUCCCAGAGCCCAAACACUGGUCAGGAAAUUCAGCCCGGGCGGGGGGGAUCCGCUUUCGCGCUGUCGGGGCUUGGAGAACGAUUUCCCCAUGCUGUAUUCCCUCAGACGCAUCGAUUGGUGGUUUCCAUCGGGACGCACUCCGGGAGAGAGCUUAGGUUUUCUGACGGACGUUCUCCACCAUUCCCCUGAGCUGCGCUAUCUUUCGCUGGGGAAUUACGUGUCUAAGCCAUCGGGAGUACGCAUGCUAUCGACGGAUCGGGUGUCGCUUCCCCAACUUUCCGUGCUUCGACUCGAAUCCAUACAUCCCCAGCUUCUGUCGUUCGUCCGUCAGUGGCACCUACCCAAGCUAACACACUUGGUACUCGACCCUUCUGCGUUGGCCGGGCAAUUUAGCGUCCUCCAUAUCAUCGGCUCCCGUAUCCUAUCGCUCGAAUUGAUGCACCAUCCCGCCUUUAUGGAAAAGGACUAUAUUUCGCACAUCCUCUACGAAUGCCCGAACUUGCAAGAGCUUAACUACCACGUCGACAUCACCCAGCCAAUGGACACGCACAUGAAGACUAGUGUCACAUCGCAUGCCUCCCUGCAGCGCAUUCGCAUCCACCUUUCCUCUGGCAGUGGUAGUACAGCGAACCGACACUUCCGUAGGCGACUGGAUGGAAGGAGUCUGGCAGAUCACAUCUACCGACAUUUUAUGAUGAUAUCAGUGUUGGACGCCCCGCGCUUGGAGCAAGUAUCAUUAAUAGGACAAUGGUCUAGGGUGAACUUCGGAAUUAUGGGGAGCGUUGACGAGGCGUUGUCGAAACAAGGAUACGGACAGAGAGCAUGGCGUUUGAUCCUCGCCCACUCUGACUCAUAUUACUGA